Molecule: messenger RNA, 1869 nt
Organism: Rhinichthys klamathensis goyatoka
Lineage: Eukaryota; Metazoa; Chordata; Actinopteri; Cypriniformes; Leuciscidae
Gene: gjd1b
Product: gap junction delta-2 protein
Exons: 2
Coding region: 823-1737 (304 amino acids)
Biological process (GO): cell communication
Cellular component (GO): connexin complex
Source: RefSeq, a predicted model, not a curated record
GCAGAAAACGAGAGCGUGGCAAGACAGUGGCUCAUAGUGACAGCAGGGGUAGAGAGAGGCAGAGCGAGUGAGCGGGGAAGCAGGGGAAGAGGAAACUGACAGUGGGGGGAAAAGAAAAAUGCAGGAAAGACACUGAAGCUGGGAUGGUGGAGGAGAAAACAGGAGAAUGCAGACUGCUUGCCAAGGCUAGAUAGAAACAUUAGGAAGCAACAGUGAGGAAGCAGAGAGAAAGUGUGAUUUGUUCAAAUGUGUGUGUGAUGUGCAACUGGCGGUGCUUAAAUCGGAGCGUGGAGUGUGUGUGUGUAAGCGGGUCUGAUUGUCCGUGCGACCAAUACUGGCAGGAAAACGUGCUCGGUGGAUUAUGAGAGAUCAAGAAGAGGACGAUUGUGUGUGUGUGUCAGGGUGUGUGUGUUUAAUGGUGAACAAAAGGGCUAGGUGCAGCUUGUCCGCGAGCGUGCGUGUUUAGACCGUGCAGCUGUGCUUGAGGAACGGGAAAAGAUAGUCCAGAUAGUUGAAGCACUUGAGGACAAAAGGGCAUCCAGGGACAGUUCUGCACUCUUAAUGCAACUGCUGUCUGAGUACUUCAAACCCUAAAAGGGAAAGCAAACCGGUAAACAGAGACUGUUGAAGGAAGAUAAGGAGAAACCAUGUGUCUUCUCGAGCCAUCAUCAGAACUAUUUGUAGAACCGAAGCAUCUCUGUUGCUGGUGACUACCUCAAAGACAAGGAACGGAGACGUGGGGUUUCUUCGGAGGUCUUCGUGAAGGGUCGGCGGGGUCCAGUACAGUGUCCGGUGAUCCCUGGAUGUCUUCAGCAGAAAGCCAUGGGAGAGUGGACCAUUCUAGAGCGCCUCCUGGAGGCCGCCGUGCAGCAGCACUCCACUAUGAUUGGAAGGAUUCUCCUGACAGUUGUGGUGAUAUUCCGUAUCCUGAUUGUGGCCAUUGUUGGUGAAACAGUGUAUGAGGAUGAGCAGACCAUGUUUAUCUGCAACACCCUCCAACCUGGGUGCAACCAGGCCUGCUACGACAAGGCCUUCCCCAUCUCCCACAUCCGAUACUGGGUCUUCCAGAUCAUCCUUGUUUGCACGCCCAGCUUGUGCUUCAUCACCUAUUCAGUGCACCAGUCGGCCAAACAGCGUGACCGUCGCUACUCCUUCCUCUACCCAAUCAUGGAGAAGGACUACAGUCGUGAGGGUACCCGCAAACUACGCAACAUUAAUGGUAUUUUGGUGCAGCAUUCUGACAGUGGUGGCGGAAAGGACGAAGCUGAUUGCUUAGAGGUAAAGGAGAUCCCGAAUGCUCCAAGAGGCCUCCUGCAUGGCAGGAGCUCCAAGGUACGCCGACAAGAGGGAAUCUCUCGCUUUUACAUAAUCCAGGUGGUUUUCCGCAAUGCACUUGAGAUAGGCUUCUUGGCGGGGCAGUACUUUUUAUAUGGCUUCAGUGUUCCUGGCAUUUUCGAGUGUGACCGCUACCCCUGCCUGAAGGAGGUGGAGUGCUACGUAUCACGGCCCACUGAGAAGACGGUCUUCCUAGUGUUCAUGUUUGCAGUGAGUGGGAUCUGCGUCGUGCUCAACCUUGCCGAGCUCAACCACCUCGGCUGGAGGAAAAUUAAGGCUGCCAUUCGAGGUGUGCAAGCCCGCAGGAAGUCCAUCUGUGAGAUCCGUAAAAAGGACAUGGCCCACCUGUCACAACCGCCAAACCUGGGCAGGACCCAGUCCAGUGAGUCUGCUUAUGUCUGAUCUCCAUUCAUCCAAAUAUGGCGUCACAAGGAGUCGAGUGGAGAGUGGAAUGCUAAAAUUACAAGGCGCUUAUGGUACUUGUGCAAAUGUUUAUAAUGGCGAAGAGGGAGUGGCUCCACAUAGCCACACCCC